ACCUCUCCCACCAUUUGCGUUGCCCCUUCGUUUUCUACGAGUGGUGGGGGCUGCAUGAUCCCACCAGACCUCCGCCCUGGAUCUUCUAAAUCCAAGCAACCUCCACACCACCUAACUGUUUUGCUAGUUCUUAGCUGGACCGGGACUGCCAUGUAGUGCUAUUCUAAUGCCAUAGUGCCGCAUGCUCUCUCUCUCUCUCGGAUCCCUGCACUCCUUUGAUGAUUUCCCCAGCCCAGCUUUCGGCAUCAAGAUCCAAGAAAGAUCAGGAGCAAAAGUUUUGGGCAGCAAUCAUUAGUAGCUCCCUGCAUUGCAGAGAUUCUAUUCUUGGCUGCUGUCCCACUCCUUCAAUUCUCUUCUUGGCUGCUGUCUCACUCCUUCAGUCCCCCUCCUUCUUCAUAGCUGUUCUUGCUCUGGCAUUGGGUCAAGUUGAGGAACAGCCUCAAGAAGCAGUAGAUUCUUCUCAAGAGGUUGUAUUGAAAAGGGAGAUUAAGGGGCCAGAGGAUCUCUAGAUGCAGUAAUUUUACGCAAGCAGGUGCCUUUUUUCAGUUCCAUUGGGAGGAAAAAGCAGAUGAAGCUGUGCAUAGGCAGGCUGAGAUGCUUCUUCUCUGAUCACCUUGUCUGAAGAAGAACAGCUCUUGUUUCCAUUGCAUGGAGGAGGCCAUGGGGGGUCAAGUGAUGGUGCCAUUGGAGAGCUUGAGCUUGGAGCUCCCAAAUGGGGAAAUUGUAGUGGGCUACGACAAGGACAUUUCUGCUCUGCAAGAUGAGAUUUCAGCUCUGCGAUCAAGGCAGCGACUUCUUGAUCGGAGAAGGCGAGAGGCACUGGACAAGCUCAUAGACCUGAAAGGAAGUAUCAGGGCGUUCUGCCGGGUACGACCAUUGAUCUCAACGAACAACUUCAAGACGAAAUCAACGGUUUCCAUUGAACAAGAGAAGAUCACAGUCCAACAUGUGGGGAUCAAGAAAGAGUUCAGUGUUGAUAGAGUUUUUGACCAGGAUUCAACACAAGAGGAUGUUUUCCUAGAAGUAAAACCCAUCCUCAGAUCUGCACUUGACGGGCACAAUGUCUGCAUUCUCGCUUAUGGCCAGACCGGGACAGGAAAAACCUACACAAUGGAAGGAACUGAUGGUAAGCUCGGUAUUGUGCCUCGAGCUAUUCAAGAACUGUUCUCUCAUGCUUCAGAAGACAGUUCAUCCACAUAUUCUUUCUCCAUAAGCAUGCUUGAGGUGUACUUGGGGAGUCUCAGGGACUUAUUGGCACCAAGGCAGCCUCUCUUCAGGCCCACAGAAUGCAGCACACCAUGUAAUCUCAGCAUACUAGCAACAAAAAGUGGUGCUGUGGAAGUUGACGGGCUGACCGAUGUCUCAAUACCAGACCUUAAGAAAGCCAACCAGUGGUACUGCAGAGGACGGAGAGCCCGAUCUACAUCUUGGACAAAUGUCAAUGAUGUCUCAAGCCGAUCACACUGCUUGACAAGGAUUACCAUAAGGAGACAUGGAGUCACUGAAGAAGUCAGCAAGCUCUGGCUCAUCGAUCUUGGUGGCAGUGAGCGGUUGCUGAAGACUGGGGCAUCUGGGUUAACAAUGGACGAGGGCAAGGCCAUAAACCUCUCCCUAUCAGCAUUUGGAGACGUCAUCGCUGCACUUAGGCGAAAGAGAAGUCAUGUUCCUUACAGAAACAGCAAACUUACCCAGAUUCUCAGUGAUUCGCUUGGCGAUGGUUCAAAGGUUCUCAUGGUGGUGCACAUCAGCCCAUCAGAGGAUGAUGUUAGUGACACAGUCUGUUCCCUGAGCUUUGCAAAACGAGCCAGGUCAAUCGAAUCAAACAGAGACAUUUCAGAAGGUCUGAAAAUGCUGAAGCAGAAGCGACUCGCAGAGCUUGACAAGGAAAUAUGUGAUGCCGAGGAAGAGCUCAAGUUUCUGAAUGAGCAAAUAAGGAGAGCUGAGAUCUCGCUUGAAGAGAAGAAGAAGAAGCUGUCGUCAUCUGCUUGUCAGGCUCUCAGUGACGAGAAGGGAUCACCGAGAAGCACUCUAGUGGUAGGCCACAUUGAUGCCAUAGAGAGCCCACAGGCAACCGAGAAGGCAAAGAGCAGGGUGUCUCAUGGCUCAGCACCUCAUUUCAUGUCCUCGACAGUGUGCAGCCGGCAAAGACAUAGCGCGGGAAGCCAUUCUGUCAGUAAGCCGAGGUUGACUAAAUCUGUAAGCAGGAAUCCGGGUGAGAUCAGUGGGAGCCAGUCAUUCAGCUACUCCAGCUGCAAGAACGCAGCCAAGGCUAGGUCGGUGGCAUUCUCAUCCAGUGUGCCUAAGUUGAAGUGCUUGCCAGUCAAGUCUGAUCAGAUCAACAUAAGCAACAACAGCAUCGACUCGACUGCGGCAUCAGCACCGCGGCGGAGGGAAAGCUCCGGCUCCCGGCAGGUUCAAAGAGCCCCCCUACAUCAGCACAGGAGAAGGAUGUCUAGCCUAACCUAAACCUUACAUAAAUACUGAUCAUACAGUUCUGAUUUUAACUUGUUGAUUUAGCGGUGAAAUGUUUCUGAAAGUUAUUGUGGGUGUUGGAUGUUAUGUUUGUCAACUUCAUAGUGCUUGACUGCUGUAACUAUUGGAGGCCCUUCCUUUGCUGUUUUUGGUUUGAAAUGGAAGGGCAAAAGGGUGUGAGGUAUAUGGUAGAUGGAAAUGGGAUUGUAAUUGGAUUUA
This is a messenger RNA of Phragmites australis (common reed), 2691 nucleotides long. RefSeq names its product kinesin-like protein KIN-14O. The record is from RefSeq and is a predicted model, not a curated record. Gene Ontology annotation, biological process: microtubule-based movement. NCBI's taxonomy places the organism in Eukaryota, Viridiplantae, Streptophyta, Magnoliopsida, Poales, Poaceae. Bases 649 to 2466 code for a protein of 605 amino acids. The transcript has 12 exons. Gene Ontology annotation, molecular function: microtubule motor activity; microtubule binding; ATP binding.